UUUUAUUCAUUCUUGUAAAUACAAAAGAAUGCGACUCUCUUUAAAGGCGCAAUAAUUUUUCCACUUGUUUUUCUUAAGGAAUAUUGAAUUGAAGACAUACAAAGGAAAAUGUAUUCCUUUUUCUUAAUAAGGUCACAUAUUAAAUCCAUUGUUCGUUUGUGGCAACAACAUCAAUUGAAGUUAGUAUUGCCAGCUACAGUUUCAAGGCGAAACUUUGCUCCCGGUUCAUCAUCCAAACUGUCAGCUCAAGAAAACCCUUCCUCCUAUCCAAAAACAGUUAGUGGAGCACGAUUAUACACCGGCGAGAAAAAGGAAAAUUCUAACUUAGAAGAUACGGAAGUCUCAAAUGCUGCUGAGGAUGUAGAUGACAUUGCUCAGAAUUUCAAGCAAUUGAUGAUGUAUAGCGAAGAGGAUGAUAUAAUAAGGAGAUUGAAUGCAUGUGACACAUCAAUACAGCUUAAAACGCUUUUGAAGGAAAUCCAUUCACAAAUGGGAAAAGAGCAUAUAGUGCAGGCAAUAAUUCUUCAAUGGAUGUUCUGUCGCCAAAAUGAUGAAGACAAUAAGAAGAAAAUAUUGAAAAAACUUUUACCUCUUCUUGGUGAAUAUAGUUCCGAGCUAAAUAUAAAUGAGAUUUGCACAUGUUAUUUAUAUUUGCGUAAAAUGGGUGUGGAUAGUUCGCACCCUCUGAUGGAGCAGCUACUUAUGAAGGUGCUUAAAAUCUUUGAAUCGCCUGAAGAAACGACUAGUUUGACAGCAAUGUCACGUCUUGUUGUAGGCAUUAACACUGGAAGAAAUUUUUUCACUCCCAUGUUGUGCGCAGACUUUAUGAGACACUUGCACUAUCAUGUACAAGAAUGUUGUAACGAAGACCAAGCUCGAAUGAUUGCCAUUUGUAUGUUGAAUCUUCAGCCCUUAAUCAGUGAUGAACUAAUGUCCCUUUAUAAGGAUAAGGUGAAACAACUCUUAGCAAGCGGUGAAAUCUCGAAACCGAAGACUGUUUUAAAAAUAUUAAAUAUGCUUAAUAUGACAGUAUGGUCCAACAAUCAUGUUUCUCUUAUUAAAGACUUGCUUCUAAUACUAAAGCCUGCUAUAAAGCAAAUGGAUGUGAACGACUUAAAGAAUAUAAGUCGUAUCUACCAGUAUCAUAUGGAGCCAGCCUGCAUGCAUGAACCCCUAUCUGACGCUCUGGAAGAACUACUGGCAACACACAUGUCUCCUGAAACCUUGGCCUGCUAUGUGCCUUUUUCACAGCCAAACAAUAGAGAUUCCUUAACAAAUGCCUUCAAAGCUCUUCUAUCAUCUGAGGACAGCUGGAACCAACCCAAUGCGACAGGCUUUUUAUUUUCUACUUUAAGAGCAUUAAAAAUUUCUGACUCAAAAAUCUGUAACGCUUACUGGAAUGGAGUAUUACGUGAACUAGACAAUAUUCCAGACAAUGAAAUGCACACAGUUUUUCUCAAACACUGCCAUCGCUACAUGAAUUUCAAUAACAAUUUAGGAGGAACUUAUCGACAUAUGUCUUUAGAAAAAAUACUGAGUCAACUAUGCAUGAGAGCCAUAGAACAUGAUGUGGUUGGAAGGAUACCACAGAAAUUUGCCCGUCUGGCCUCAUUUGUUUUGGCAUACGGCCACACACCCUACAGUUGGAAAAAGUAUCCCAAUAUUUUACUAUCCAAAAUCAUAACAAUGGCAGAUCAAUUUGCUCCAACUGAUUGCUUCCUCAUAAGUCGAGGUCUGCGAAUAAGUCUGGAAAUGAGGUAUCGCUAUCAAGUACCCCAACUGGUAAACAUGCAACUGGCUACAAUAGAUAGUGUUUUGGGAAGCUGCGUUGAGCGUUUCUUAAAUGAAAAUCAAUUGACUGUAAUGGAUCUCAAUGUGCUGGUUAGGACGUUAAUCAAUAGAAAAACUCUUCAAAAUAGCGUAGUGUACCACAGGACAUUGCAAAAAUAUAGAGAAAUACAGUCGCAAGAUUUAAAUUCGCGCAGCAUCAAAGAUAUGGCCUAUAACUUUUUGGCGACAAAUUAUUUUGUGCCCGAAAUAUUGGAGAACAUGUUUAAAUAUGUCCAAAAUAAUAAUGAGCACAUUUUGGGCGAGACUGUUGAGAAAAUAUUAUCGUGUGCCUAUAAUUUGGGUUAUACACCGCAAACGAAUGAGCCAUUGGAAUAUGCCGGUCUAAUAUUGCUGAGAGAUUUCAACUACAUGAGUGGGUUGUCGUUGGUCCAGGCCUGCUUAUCCUUAUGUUUUUAUAAAACAAUCCCAGAAGAACUAAUAAAUAAAGUAUUCUGUGUGAAGUUCAUUCAACGAGUCGAAGAAGAAAUCCAAAUGUGUUACUCCAAGGCCACAUAUCCUGAAAGAGUAUUAAAUAUUGUGAUGCAGCUUAAUCGUAGUGUAUGUUUAGAUUUCCCAGAGGCUAAUGUUCCUUGGUUUCAACAAAAUUUUAUUGAAGCACAAAUGAGUAAAAAACCUUUUGCGGAAACGCCUUUUAACAGCGACGUAAAAAGUUUAUUGACUUCCGUGCUCAAGGAUAAAUCGUACCUUCGCUGUAAUCAUACAACGCCAUAUGGUUAUCAGAUUGAUUUUGUGAUAAAUUUUGAUAAAAACCACAAACCCAUUCAGGCGCCCGUGGAGACAACAAUGUUAGACCGGAUAACAAAAGUUGCAAUUUUGUUACUCAAACUCGAUUCGUUUUGUGCAAAUGACUUGAAUGCGCUGCGGGGACCGGACACAUUAAAAAUAAAACACUUGGAAAUGAUGGGCUAUAGGGUGCUACAUAUAAACGAACAUGAUUGGAAUACAAAAUAUAUGAAUGCGCCUGGCGCCAAAAAGAAAUACCUGAAAUGUCUACUGCAAAUUUCAAAUUGAUAUCUAUUUCCCAAUGAG
Messenger RNA from Stomoxys calcitrans (stable fly), 2880 nucleotides. RefSeq names its product FAST kinase domain-containing protein 1, mitochondrial. NCBI's taxonomy places the organism in Eukaryota, Metazoa, Arthropoda, Insecta, Diptera, Muscidae. The record is from RefSeq and is a predicted model, not a curated record. Bases 109 to 2862 code for a protein of 917 amino acids. The transcript is spliced from 9 exons. Gene Ontology annotation, biological process: regulation of mitochondrial mRNA stability.